This is a messenger RNA of Malaya genurostris, 1287 nucleotides long. RefSeq lists its product as uncharacterized. Lineage: Eukaryota; Metazoa; Arthropoda; Insecta; Diptera; Culicidae. The record is from RefSeq and is a predicted model, not a curated record. The coding region runs from base 115 to 1092 and encodes 325 amino acids. The transcript is spliced from 3 exons.
UUCAUCUCGAACAAAUCGAAAGAACUAAAGCAGUCAGGAAAAAGUUUGAUAUGGUCACCAAAUUUUCGUAGAUCAAAAAGAAAUUCUUUAGUUUAGUGAAUUAAAUUUGAAGUGAUGGCUUACUCUUCCCAGAGAUUAUUUCUUCAUGUUCCGUUUAAAAACGAACAACCUCCGCUACCGGAUCAAAAACAUAGCCAUUGUGAACUGAAAACCUAUGAAUCAUGCACCGAUGUGCGGGCUUGGACCCGUGAUCCUCUGCUCAUGUCACAAUUCAUGAUAGAGGUGGUGCACAAGUCACGUUUUCAGAGAAUGAUGUUACGGCCGGUUGGUGACUACGAAUUAACCCGGGAGUAUUUGCUGCAAUUGAGCACUAUUGAGCUGACAGAUUACGUUUUGAGCAUUAUGAAUGAACUAAAAAAAGUUAAAUCCAAUGUGCGCGAUUUGACAGAAAGUCGCCAUGAUCUCGAGCAUCAACUGGCUUCGGUUCAACAAAUUGCGGAAGAGUGUUUUCAAGAGCGAGAGGAGGUAAUUCUUAUUCAGGAGCAAUCGACAGCUGACCUGGAAGAAACUAUUCGUGAUUUGAAGUGCAAAGCCCAUUGCUAUGAUCGUGUUGUCCAAGAAAAUCAGUGCCUUCGAAGUGAAUUACAAACUUUACAAGAAAUCGGCUCUUCUAAGACUGAGCAGAAGCUUGACGACGGUGCUUGUGGUGAUACAGAGGCGUCAACCUGCGUGGAACUCAAAGCAGAGCUGUGCAUCCAUAGGCAACAUUACGUGGAAAUGCAGCAUCAAAAACGAACUCUAAUGGAGCAGCUGCGAAGGGCUCAUAUCGGACAGGAUCAAAUAUUCAAAUUGAAAAAUAAGCUGAUUGAUGAAAAACAACAAAAAGAAAAACUUCAAGAGCAAUUGGACAACGCAUUGAUUAAAAGCGAUCGACAAGAAUUGGAACUGAAAAGGAUGUCUGCUUAUAUUGCUAUGUGUAAUCACAGACUGGAGCGUAUAGAGUCCGAUAAAAAACGACCCGUACAUAUGCUAACCGAAUCAAGCAGUGAAAAAUCAUUUGAAAGUGAGGGAAGUGAGGAACUUAACCCAUAGAAAAUAAUUAAUCAUAAUCAUAUAAACCAAAAGGUACUAUCCAAAAUUAAACCGGAAGUUUUAUCGUAUUCGUUCACCUCACUGAUACAAAAGCUUUAAAAACCGAUCGUCACACUAGAUGAAAAAAAUGAACAUUUAUUGAAAACUGUUUGAAAAUAAGUACUUUCGGAACGGAUUUCACAAAAUGGUAUUGCA